Pyricularia oryzae 70-15 is the source of this 3916-nucleotide messenger RNA. RefSeq names its product glyoxal oxidase. Gene Ontology annotation, molecular function: chitin binding. NCBI's taxonomy places the organism in Eukaryota, Fungi, Ascomycota, Sordariomycetes, Magnaporthales, Pyriculariaceae. The record is from RefSeq and is a predicted model, not a curated record. Bases 122 to 3619 code for a protein of 1165 amino acids. The transcript has 2 exons.
AAAUCCUUUGUUUAUAUAUAAUUUUGAGAGCUCCAACUCUCACCUUGCCCAGUUUUCGCUGUUGAUUGAUCUCGUGUCGAUCUUUCGCCGAUCCCAGGGACUGAGGCUUGCUCUCUACACCAUGUUGCGCCUGGCUUACCUUCUAACCGCGGCGGCCUCGCUCGCGUCGGCCAACAUCAACUUCACUUGGGUGCAGCCCAGCUGCAGCCCUACCGACACCUACAACAAGUGUCUCCGCGGCCAGCACUGCGAGGGUACGAAAUGCUACGCCAACAUCGAAAUGCCGGCCGAGCACAACUGGAACCAUGAGGCACUGGAGAAGAGGGAGUACCUUGCGGCCGGCUUCAGGCUGGCACCGGCACAACACGCGCACUUCCGCCUCGGCAAGAGACAAGGCCUUGUCACCACUGACGGUUCUUGCGGAACCCAGCACGGCGGCAAAGUCUGUGGCAACUGGGCCAGUGGUUCCUGCUGCUCCAAGUACGGAUACUGCGGAAAGACCAGCGCCUACUGCGGCGAUGGCUGCCAGAGCGGCCCCUGCCUGACCGCCCAGGGUGCCAGCUCCAAGUCGACGACCUCUUCUUCGAGCUCUACGGUCCGCGCUUUGUCGUUGACCUCGAGCACCAUCAGCUCGGUCUCGGCCGUGCAGACCGGCGUGCCGACAAAGGACGGAAGCUGCGGUAAGCAGAAUGGCAACACCAUCUGCGGCAGCUGGCCCAGCGGAAACUGCUGCUCCGAGUGGGGCUACUGCGGCAAGACUGAUGUCUACUGCGGUACCGGCUGCCAGAGCGGCAACUGCCUGAACGCCCAGUCGGCCUCUUAUGCGGGGGCCUCGUCAACUUCGUCGGCAUCCACUCUUUCAUCUUCGUCGGCCCCGUCCAACUCGGCGGCUGGCGCUUCUUCAUCUUCGACUACAUCGUCCUCCAGGUCGUCAUCCAGCUCCUCGUCGUCAAGCUCGUCUUCCUCUAGCUCGUCGUCUUCCUCUAGCUCGUCGUCUUCCUCUAGCUCGUCGUCUUCCAGCUCUUCAUCGCCCAGCUCUUCCUCGUCCAGCUCCUCGUCGCCUGCUGCCACAGGACUCCCGGGAACUCAAAAGGUAACCACUGACGGAAAGUGCGGUGCCGCCAACGGCGGAACUGUCUGUGGCAACUGGGCUCUGGGCAACUGCUGCUCCAGCUACGGAUAUUGCGGAAACACGGCUGCUCACUGCGGUUCUGGUUGCCAAAGCGGAAACUGCGUCAACCCACCCGCUGGACAGUCUUCUUCCUCCGCCAACGGCGCUGCCGCCACCAGCAGCAGCUCUGCCAUUGGCGGCAACACUGCUGUUGUUGCUACUUCUUCCAGCAGCAUGGCUUCUUCUAGCAGCAUGGCUACUUCUAGCAGCAUGGCUACUUCUAGCAGCAUGGCUUCUUCCAGCAGUUCCUCUUCCAGCAGCUCUGCCAUCGGCGGCAACACUGCUAUUGUUGCUACUUCGUCCAGCAGCACGGCUUCUUCCAGCAGCUCCUCUUCUUCCAGCAGCGCCGCCGCUUCUACUCCCAGUGCCAAGUCAACUGUUGAUGGCUCUUGUGGCAAGCAGAACGGCAACACUGUUUGCGGCAAUUGGCCCAGUGGAAACUGCUGUUCCGCGUACGGAUACUGUGGUACUGGAGCAACAUACUGUGGCGAUGGCUGCCAGAGUGGAAACUGCGCCUACCCCCCUCUGUCGGCUGCUUCUGCUUCUUCUUCUUCUUCUUCUUCCUCUUCAUCAUCCAUGAGCAGCUCUCAGGCUACCACCAUGUCUACCGCAUCUCGCUCUUCUAGCAGCAGCACCAGCAGCAUCGCCUCAUCAACCCCCAGCCCCUCUGUCCAGGUCACUAAGGACGGCUCCUGCGGUCAACAGUACGGCGAGACGGUAUGUGGAAACUGGGCAGCGGGCAACUGCUGCUCCAUGUACGGAUAUUGCGGCAACGGCGCUGCCCACUGUGGAGAUGGCUGCCAGAGCGGUAACUGCACUGGACCUCCCCAUCUCCCUGCUCCUGGACCCAAGGCUGCUCCCGCCAACGCCAACCCUGGCUCCUUCAAGAUUGUGGGCGAGUCGGGUGUUCCUGCUAUGCACUGUGGUCUGCUGCCCAACGGAAAGGUCUUCUUCUUGGACAAGGUCGAGUCGUUCACCCAGCUCAAGCUGCCCAACGGAGAUUGGGCCUACUCUUCCGAGUAUGAUCCCGAGACAAACACGGCCGUACCGCUGUCGUACAAGACCAACUCCUUCUGCUCUGGCGGUGCCCCUCUCGCCAAUGGUCGCUUCAUGUCGAUUGGUGGCAACGCGCCGCUGCCUUGGCUGGCGCCAGACGUUGGUGAUGGUUUCGACGGCAUCCGCUACCUCACCCGCCCGCUGGACAACUCGUCAAUGGAUGGCCAAGGCUGGGAUGAGCCGGGCAACAAGCUGUCGUCUCCCCGUUGGUACCCCAGCGCCCAGACCCUGCCUGAUGGUCGCGUCUUUGUCGCUUCCGGUAGCUUGAACGGUCUCGCCCCCGAGAAUGCGUCCAACAACAACCCCACUUACGAGAUGCUCGACCGCAACGGAGUCUCGUCUGGUCAGUUCGUCAAGAUGGACCUCCUCGAGAGGGCGCAGCCAUACUACAUGUACCCGUUCAUCCAUCUCCUCAACGACGGCAACCUGUUCAUCUUCGCCGCCCAGAUCUCGCAGAUCUUCAGCGUCGGCAGCGGCGCCACCACUGGCACCGUUGUCAAGGAGAUGCCCGAGCUUCCCGGUGACUACCGCACCUACCCCAACACCGGCGGCUCCGUCAUGCUGCCUCUUUCCAAGGCCAACGGCUACACCCCAGACAUCCUGAUCUGCGGAGGCGGUCCCUACCAGGACGUUACCGCGCCCACCGAGCCUUCCUGCGGCCGCAUCAAGCCACUGGACGCGAACCCCAAGUGGGAGAUGGACGCCAUGCCCGACGGACGCGUCAUGACUGAGGGUGUGCUCAUGCUGGACGGCACCGUCUUCUUUGUCAACGGCGCCCACCAGGGAGCCCAGGGCUUUGGCGUGGCCGACAAGCCCGCUUUCACCUCGCUCCUCUACGACCCCGCCCAGCCCCUCGGCCAGCGCUUCACCACGGCUGCGACCAGCACCAUCCCCCGCAUGUACCACUCCGUGUCGAUCAUGCUCGAGGACGCCACCGUCCUCAUCGCCGGCAGCAACCCCGUCCAGCAGCCCAUUCUGGAGGUGAGCGCCGACACGCCCUUUGCGACCGAGUUCCGCGUCGAGCGCUACACGCCCCCUUACCUGAGCAACGGCAAGCAGAACCUGCGGCCACUCAACAUGACCCUGUCCGGCACCAACAUGACCCCCGGCCCCGCCGGCAGCAGCGUCCUCAACGUCCGCUUUGGCCUCCCCAGCGCCACUGUCAAGGACGUCAAGGUCGCGCUGUACUACAACGGCUACGUCACCCACAGCGUGCACAUGGGUCACCGCAUGGUCUACCUCGAGCACACGGGCUUCGCCGUCGGCAAGACGGCCCAGAACCUCAUGGUCCAGCCGCCCCCGAGCAACAACAUCACGCCGCCCGGCUACUACAUCCUGUUUGUGAUUGCUGACGGCAUUCCCAGCGUCGGCCAACAGAUCAUGAUCAACUAGGUCUAGGCAAUUUUAACGCAUGAUUGUAUGGGAGGGGAUAGUUUUUUUUUUUUUUUGUGCUAGGUGGCUUUCUUGGGCUUUAUCAAGGGGCGGGGGGGAUUUCUUUUUUUCUUCAAAGACUGGAAAGGCAAAUUCUUUUUUUUUCCGGAGCUCAUCAUGCAAAAUUGAUGGACGAUAACUUGUUAAUAAUUCUUUUCUUUUGUAUAACCUUGGUUAUAUCUAAUGCUACUUGCUUUGUCUGCCGAUUGUACCAGCGUCAGGCGGGCGGCUGCUAAAAGUUCUCCUGGAAAAAAAAAU